ACCACAAAACAUAUUCCAAGAGAGAUAUAUAUUCAUCAUAGAGUAAAAACCUAGAUUGAAAGAAAAGCAAAGAUGUCUGAUCAAUGCCAAUCCGAAGGUAAGAGUUCAUGGCCUGAACUGUUGGGAGCUCAAGGAACAGAUGCGAAGGCAACGAUUGAGAGCGAAAACUCUUCAGUCACGGCAGUGAUCGUGCAAGAAGGAUCGAUUGUCACUCAAGACAUCCGGUGUGAUAGAGUUCGCGUUUGGGUCGACUCCUAUGGUAUUGUCACCAGGGUUCCUAUCAUCCAGUAAUUGAUCGAUACUAGCAAGUCUGCCCUCUGCUUCAUGCGUAUAUAUUUGGGAAGAAAAUAAAUACUGAAAUAAAUAAGUUUAUUUCCAUGCAAUAUUGAUUGUUAGUCGACAUAGUUUGUACGUUUUCAUUUGGACGUGUGUAGUCUGUUAAUGAUAAAUAAAACACUACUGCAUUUCUCCUCCUUGUUUCUCGAUCCAAAUGUUGUUGAAGGUUUCAACAAUACUUCCCCUACAUACUUCCCCUAAUGAAUUGUAUUUCCAUGCAAUACGUAGUUCGUUUUCCUUUCAGUGUAUUCUCAAUCAAUCUAUAUAAAUAAAGAAACUCUUGCCUUUUCUUCUCUCC
Molecule: messenger RNA, 634 nt
Organism: Fragaria vesca subsp. vesca
Lineage: Eukaryota; Viridiplantae; Streptophyta; Magnoliopsida; Rosales; Rosaceae
Product: glu S.griseus protease inhibitor-like
Exons: 2
Coding region: 73-291 (72 amino acids)
Biological process (GO): response to wounding
Molecular function (GO): serine-type endopeptidase inhibitor activity
Source: RefSeq, a predicted model, not a curated record